Messenger RNA from Heterobasidion irregulare TC 32-1, 1212 nucleotides. RefSeq lists its product as uncharacterized. Bases 1 to 1212 code for a protein of 403 amino acids. The record is from RefSeq and is a predicted model, not a curated record. Lineage: Eukaryota; Fungi; Basidiomycota; Agaricomycetes; Russulales; Bondarzewiaceae. The transcript is spliced from 3 exons.
AUGUCCUUAUCCCCUCCUAUCCGAAGGUUGUCAGCCACUAGCACCAGCAGCAAGCGCGAAGAAGACCUCAUUAAUGCGUAUGAAGCUGAGGAGGAGAGAAUCAUCAACGUCCUGUCACGCAAACUCGAAAAGCUACAAGAGGAGAAAAUCGAGCUUGAGAAUGUGUUGGAGGCCGAAUCAGAGUCGCAUGUCAAUAGACUCUCUAGAGAGCUUUUCGCUCUUCGUCUUGCUCAACAAUCAUCCCAGAUGCAGUCUCAGAACCACCUUUCCAAUGGCAAUGGCAUAGGGGAGCCUUCGAUAGAGCAUGGGCGUCCGGCGAGAUCAAUGCCAAGCAACCCCCUCGCACCCAGUUCAGACAUCAUGCUAGAGGCUUUGCUACGAGAGAAUGAACUUUUGAGGAACAGAAUGGUUGAUAUGGAGCGAGAGUAUAUUCGAAUAACGCGACUGAAUGAAAUUUAUAGGGAGGAACUGAUACAACAUCGGAGGCGGCUCGGAUUAUCGGUUGAUAACCUGAUUGGGCUCUCGUCCUCGCACGAAUUGUACUCACAGCCCACACAUCGGCGCUCAAUGUCGAAUACGUCGUCCCCCGCUGCUUCCGCGCCUAUCCCUCUAACUGCCCACGCCACACACCCCUCACCCAAUGUUCCCAUUCCACGACCGCCAUCGCAAAUUCAUCGCCCUAUCCAUACCACGUCUGAAUCGACCACUCCUCUGUCCCACUCACCAUCGUCGGCGUCCGAGUCACCUUACCUUUCCCCAUUGAUCUCGACAAACCCUGCAAGUUAUAUCAGCAACACCACAGGUGUGACGACACCACCUUCUUCCACCUCUCCUACGGCCAUUGCCAACGGUGCCUCUCGCACGGCUCCACUUUCCUACCCUUCCGUCCCCCCGCCAUCUUUGUCUUCUUCGUUCGGCUCGCCAACGGCCUAUUACCAUGGGCCGCGCCGCGAUCUCUCCUCUUCUCCAGUCGAAGGCCACACAAACCACAGAAGCGUGCCACGCCGUGGGAACUUUGAACGACGAGUCGCUGACUCUCAGAGCUUGCGGAGGAGCGUGAGUCGUGGGAACUCACGAAGAGAGAGUGUCGAGCGUGGUGCUCGUAUCGCAGAAACAGGACAGCUCGUGCCACGGAGCAGGGCUGGGAGUGUGGCACUAGGCGGUCCCUCUGAGGUCGUCGCCCCUGUUGACGAACACGCAGACAGGACGUAA